Molecule: messenger RNA, 2183 nt
Organism: Rubroshorea leprosula
Lineage: Eukaryota; Viridiplantae; Streptophyta; Magnoliopsida; Malvales; Dipterocarpaceae
Source: the annotation of a GenBank genome assembly
CACAGACGAAUUAUUCAGGUGGAAGAUUUACCUUUGUGAUGGAACUGAAUGGAGAUCUUGCAGCCUACACCACAAGGUUCCCAUUGGAUGCAAUGAAUUACAAUUACUGGGCAUCUAAUACAACAGGCAGUGGUGUCCGAGUUGUCUUUAACCAGCGCUAUGUCUAUCCAAAGAACAAUAGUGUUACUGCUGGAAGGGCUGUAGCCUGGUCCUUUUUGUCCCACAUACCAGGAGAUAUUUGCACGAGCGUAGGAAAAUACCUAAGUAGCGGGUUUUGCGGGUACAACAGCUACUGUAUUAUAGGAAAUGAUCAGAAACCUAAAUGCCUAUGCCCACCUGGAUACUUGUACUUGGAUCCUGAUGAUGAAAUGAAGGGAUGCAAGCGGGGUUUUGUCUCGCAUGAGUGUGAUGGAGGCCAAAAUGCAGAUCUUUUUGAAUUCCAGGAUAUGGUGGAUACACAUUGGCUCGGGUCACUGUAUGAAUAUUUCAGCGCAGUUACCGAGGAUUGGUGUAGACAGACUUGUUUGAGUGAUUGCUAUUGUGCUGUUGCAUUUUUCCACAAUGGUGACUGUGUGAGCUCGUCAUAUCCUCUAUUCAAUGGGGUAACUGAUGCUAGUUUUGGGGGAAAGUCACUCAUCAAAAUAAGGAAAGGCAAUUCUACAUCAACUUCUACAGGUUCAAGUGAUGGUUCAAAGAGGCAGAAGUUGACGCUGAAUCUUAUUCCAACUCUGCUCUUAAGUAGCUCAGCAUUUUUGAACCUCAUUCUGUUGAUUACUACUCUAUGGUUUGUUUUGGGCUCAAGAUACAGGAAAAGAACGAUGCUUCAACCUUCCAGAGCAACCCAUGGCAUGAUGAGUUUGCAAAGCUUCACCUACAAGGAGCUUGAGGAAGCUACCAAAAAUUUUGAAGAGGUACUUGGAAAGGGUGCUAGUUCAACAGUUUACAAAAGUGUUUUAGAUACUAUAAAUAAGAAUUUGAUCGCCGUUAAAAGACUGCACAAGCACAAGUUGGAGGAAAACCAUAAUGAGAAGGAAUUUCAAGCAGAAAUGAGUGCAAUUGGGAAGACCAACCACAAAAAUCUUGUGCGGCUGCUAGGAUUCUGCAAUGAGGAAGAACAUCGACUUUUGGUAUAUGAAUACAUGACAAAUGGAUCUUUAGCAUCUUAUCUUUGCAGCAAUCCAAGGCCCAGUUGGAAACAGAGAACUGAAAUUGCUUUUGGAACUGCAAGAGGGCUUGUUUAUUUGCAUGAAGAGUGCAGCAAUCAGAUCAUACACUGUGACAUCAAGCCUCAAAAUAUCCUUCUAGAUGACUCAUUUACAGCAAAAAUUGCAGACUUUGGAUUAGCAAAACUUUUGGAGAAAGAUCAAACACGAACUCUCACAAAACUUAGGGGAACAAGAGGAUAUGUUGCUAGAGAAUGGUUCAAAGACAUGCCUGUCACAGUCAAGGUUGAUGUUUACAGCUUUGGAAUUCUACUGCUCGAGCUCAUUUGUUGUAGGAAGCAUUGUGAGAAAGAUGAAGAGGACGAAGACAAAAAGAUAUUGGCUGACUGGGCAUAUGAUUGCUACAAAUAUCAGACACUGUACCUGCUAGUUCAGGACGAUGAAGAAGCAAUUGAAGACAUUGAGAGGGCAGAGAAGUUUGUGAUGAUUGCCAUUUGGUGCAUUCAAGAAGAACCAUCACUAAGACCCACCAUGAAGAGAGUCUCGCAGAUGCUAGAAGGAACUCUUGAAGUUCCUCUUCCUCCACUCAACAGUCAAUCCUGAUUUAUCAGUUUAAUGUAAAUCUACAGAAGCCUCACGAUCUGUUAAGAAAAAGAAUUCAAUAUUGUUCUACAGAUUCAUGGGAUGAUUUCUAGCUAGUGUAUGGUCAUGAAUGUGCAUAAACUUUGUAAUCGAAUGUCUUGCACAUGCAUAACAGAUCUGUUAGAUUCAUGGCUUCUGCUUAGUUAAGAUUGCUAUUACAGAUCUGUUAGAACUUGAGAGUGUUAGAACUUGAGAGUCUUAUUAUUUUUGAGCAUUUUAUCUUAUUGAGCACUUUGAGCCCUAGUUAACAGAAAUUUUAUUUCUUAGUAAAGAAGUUUAUGAUUGUAACUUCUUUGAACAGUGAGUCAUAAAUUUUCAUCAAGAGUAUUCUCUCGAGAUUGUGUGAAGUAUUUUGUGCAAUCAACCUUAGCUGUGAUU